AUGUCCGACCAAGCGCCGUCGCGCUUUACGGCGCCCAAUCAAACCACUACCGAAAGAUUGUCGAGCAACACCGUCGGCCUCGUCCAGCUCUCCGACUUCCGCAAGCGACGCGCCGAAGUCCUCGAUCAGCAAGAACGCGAACGAGAAGCCGCCCUCUCCGGCACCUCCACCCCCAAUCGAUCACACUCGGAGACGCCUGACCCCGGUAGUGAUUCGGGCAGCGGCGCGAGCAAGCCGAAGAAGAAAAAGAAGAAGGUCGGCGGCAGCAAGCUGUCUUUCGGCGACGAUGAGGAAGAGGAAGAGGAGGGCUCGGUGCCGAUAAAGAAGGGCAAGAAGGAUGCGGAAAAGGAUGGCGCCGACAAGGGAGAGAAGAAAACCAAAGUCGUCGCGAACUCUUCCGUGGCGUUCGUGCCCAAGGUCAUGUCCAAGGCUGCCUUGCGACGCGAGGCUGCGGAGAGAGAGGCUUUGCGACGCGAGUUUCUGGCCAUCCAGGAGGCUGUAAAGGCCACCGAGAUCGCCAUUCCCUUUGUUUUCUACGACGGCUCCAACAUACCCGGAGGAACGGUGCGCGUCAAGAAGGGCGACCACGUCUGGGUGUUUUUGGACAAGAGUCGCAAGGUCGGAGCAGAACUGGGAGUCGGAGAAAAGGCCAAUGCACGGAGAGAAUGGGCACGAGUUGGAGUGGACGACUUGAUGCUUGUGAGGGGGUCGAUAAUUAUUCCGCAUCACUACGAAUUCUACUUCUUCAUUAUCAACAAGAGUACCGGCCCCGAUGGCCAGCAGUUAUUCACAUAUUCCGCGGAAGCUCCUCCCAAGACAGAAGAGUCUGAGACCGAGGAGGCUCCCGCGGUCCCCGACGGUGGCCUGACUACCGCGGCGGCGCUCAGGGCCAAGGCGACCGCGGCGAAGGCGCUCCCCGAUAUCAAUACCCUCGAGGGUGCGACCGACGACGCGACUCUCACGAAGGUGGUGGAUCGGCGCUGGUAUGAGCGCAACAAGCACAUCUACCCAGCGAGCAUGUGGCAGCAGUUCGACCCCGAGAAGGAUUACCAGAACGAGGUUCGGAAGGACGCCGGCGGUAACACUUUCUUCUUCUCGAGGUGA
This is a messenger RNA of Colletotrichum karsti, 1104 nucleotides long. RefSeq names its product xap5 domain protein. Gene Ontology annotation, cellular component: nucleus. Gene Ontology annotation, biological process: chromatin organization. The record is from RefSeq and is a predicted model, not a curated record. Bases 1 to 1104 code for a protein of 367 amino acids. The transcript has 2 exons. NCBI's taxonomy places the organism in Eukaryota, Fungi, Ascomycota, Sordariomycetes, Glomerellales, Glomerellaceae.